GUUGGCCCGUUGUACACUGGGUGAGGGUAACGGUUUUCUUAUGUGUCUUGAAAAACCGAACCCAUUUCAAAAAACUACCUGAAACUCUAUCCCCACCACCCGAAAACCCAAAUGGGCUGCGUCUCGUCGAAGCUGAUAGCCAAAGAAAUCAAGCAAGAAAAUUCUUACAGGAGAAAGGGAGAUUACACCCACCAUGUCGUGUCUCUCACUUCCAGCACCUACGGCGUUCUCAAACUCGACAAGGACAAGGAGAGUGCUCAGCCGCAGAAACAAGAUCAGGUUGAAGUGAAGCAGAGCAUCAAAGAAUGCGUGGUCGAAGUGAAGAAAGCGUCGCCGUCUCGUGAAGAGCCGUCGGAGAUCAUUAAUGCGUGGGAGCUCAUGGAAGGGCUUGAAGAGGAAGUUGUUCCGGUUGUUGUUCAGUCCAAGAAAAGCCCUAAAUCGAGGCCUUUCGAUGCAAGAAGCCCGCUUAAGUUCUUGAAUCAAAUGAGCUCUCCGAGGAAGGUGAAGAAGGUUGGGGGGAAGGAGAAUAAGGGGAGUGGUAAUGGUGGAAUCGGGCCGUUGCAAAACAGCCCGAAAACGGUUCUUAAAGAAUGUAAUAACUUGAAGGAGAGUGUGAAGAAACCAUCUCCAAGAUUGUGGGCUUCGAUCAGGGGAAGUCCUCAUGGUAAGAGAUGUGACAGUUUAAGGUUUGAUUCUGGGGUGGUUAUGUCUAGGAGGAGGAGUUUAGGACCGUUAUUCGAUCCUGAACUCGUCGCGUCUCUUGAGAAAGAGGUGUCGGAAGAGGAAGAAGAGAUCAAGAAGAUGGUGUCUAUUUCAUCGCCCCCCACUUCACGAAAAGCCAGGAACUCCCACGAUUCCGAUGCAAUUCUUGAAGUGUACAAGAAAAAAUGCCCCCCGGGGGGUGAAAAUGCAGUUGUCAUAUACACCACCACAUUGAGGGGCAUUAGGAAGACGUUCGAGGACUGUAACGUUGCAAGAUCGAUCAUUGAAUCGCAGAAUGUCCGGAUGAUCGAACGUGAUAUCUCGAUGCACUCAGGAUUCAAGGAAGAACUCAGAGCGCUGAUGAGCUGCAAGGAGGUGAAAGUGCCACUAGUGUUUGUGAAAGGUAGAUUGAUUGGUGGGGCAGAUGAGAUGGUCAAGUUGGACGAGGAAGGCAAAUUGGGACAUUUGUUGGCCGGAAUCCCAGAGGCAGCCGCCGGCUGCGGAGGGUGUGCCGGGAUCCGGUUCAUGAUGUGUGUGGAGUGCAAUGGGAGUUGUAAAGUUCUUGGGGAGGAUGGGAAGAAGAGUGUCAAGUGCAACAAGUGCAAUGAGAAUGGGUUGAUUCAGUGCCCAUUAUGCUGUUAACUGUUCAAGUUAACAUUGUUACUCACCAUUGCACACACUAACACAUCCACAUUCGUUUCUUCGAUCUUGAACUAAUUGCCCUUUCUAAUCUAAUGGGAGAUUAAAUUAUAACUGUUCUUAAAUGUAUUCAUAUUCCCUUAGCUAAUAGCAUCUGCAGCUGUUCUGCAAGAAUUGUGUCUUUGACAUUGUUGUUUGACAUAUGUUGUAUUGCCUUGUCCAAUUUAAUGAUAUUGGC
Messenger RNA from Sesamum indicum (sesame), 1579 nucleotides. RefSeq names its product Glutaredoxin family protein. The record is from RefSeq and is a predicted model, not a curated record. Lineage: Eukaryota; Viridiplantae; Streptophyta; Magnoliopsida; Lamiales; Pedaliaceae.